Molecule: messenger RNA, 1170 nt
Organism: Cuscuta epithymum
Lineage: Eukaryota; Viridiplantae; Streptophyta; Magnoliopsida; Solanales; Convolvulaceae
Source: the annotation of a GenBank genome assembly
AAUCAAAUGAAAUUAAAAAAUUUCAGUCUCGAAAAUUGAAAAAUCAGGCACGCAGUGAAAAGCUUGCUAAGGCUAGUGCAUACGGGGUUUCGGCCCAAAUGAAAAAAAAUUGCCCUGACAACGGCCCGCCUUCGUCUUCAACAACCACUCUACCAGUCAUCGGCCGAGACUGCAUCAGGCCACCGGCGUCCGACGCACUAUCAGACGAGGGACGACUGGAAGACAACUGAACCAGCGUCCUCCGAAGCUCUGAGACCCAUCCACCGGAUAUCGUUGACCGACUGCCCAGCGUGAUUGCGUCUGUUCGCCGCACUGUACGCCGCAAAAAUUCCGGGUUCUGACUCACUACUCAGCCAGGUUUACAUAUAUUUAACAUGGGUUGCUCCAAGACAAAGUGAUGGUGGAAGAUCCUCAUUCAGUUAAUAGUCCUCGAAGGAUUCUCAGUUUUACAAAAAACAAGAGGGCAACUGUUGUCUUCCCAGAUUCAAAUCAAAAGGUUUCAGAAUUUACUCUUCCUGGGGAUCACGGACCCAAUCCUUCUGAAGUUUAUGGAUUUGUUGGGUCUAUUUCUACCGUUGUUGCUGCAGUUAUCUUUCUUGUGUGGGCAUAUGUCCCAGAGAAUUGGUUGCAUUCAGUCGGGAUCUUCUACUAUCCAAGCAGGUACUGGGCAUUGGCUGUGCCAGCGUAUGUUAUGAUGAGCAUAGUUCUAUCAGUAACAUUUUACAUUGGUCUCAACUUCAUGUCCACACCUCCCCCCACUUCUUUCACCACCAUGUUUGAUGAAUUCAGUAGAGAACCAUUGCUGAGUAGUGCUUUUAUAGACGAUGAAGAUGAUGAGCGACCCAUUGAUCCGAUCUCUGAUAUCGGCAUUGAUCAAAUUAAUAAAAUAAUGUUUCAGAAUUUUGAUUAACAUUUGUUCGCUAGUCACCACUGGCAGCCUUAUAACAUUGCUUUGUAUGUCGCCAUAGUUGGUAAUUGUGAUCAAUAGAAGAAUUAAACAGAUUUACGCAGAAGGAAAUCAUGAGAUGAACAAGGUCCACAUAACCACAUUCCAAAAGUAGAUCAGAUUCCCCUUAAGCUUUGUCAAUGAUGUACUGUUCUUUGUUUUUUUUUGGUAAAUCUGAAAAUCCAAAAAAAUUGUGUCGAAUGCUAAUAUUAUAAAGAAGUUUU